CCUCCAACCAACCAACUAUCUCCUAUUCCAUCCUCAUCUCCAUCGCAACUCACCUCACACCUUCACUCUUGAAUUAACCCCCGUUAACCACUGUACCGCGAACUUUUUCGAUUCCGCACGCACGCUCGUUUACACAAUCGUUUCGUCCCAUACGCGUUCCAUUUACACAGCAGUCGACUACUCUGGUUGCUAUACUAUACACCCCCGAAUCCCCACCGAACCGACGUACGAAACGCAACGAACGAACUCACACAGGGUCCCACAUACUGCCCACCCCGACCACGCAGCUCUCGCUGACCACCGCCCGUCCAGCCCUACAGUCAAUGAACUAACUCGAUGCCGUGGACACCGCUUCCACGCAUCGCCUUCGCGAUCGCGACGUACCCGUUCAACCCAUCGACGCGCGACGACCUCCCGCUCGAGCUUGGCGAUGAGCUGUACAUAAUCGAGCAGUGCGCGUCGGGGCAAUGGUUCCGCGGGUAUCUUGUCGCGCCGCCGUCGCUGCUCGCGGGACUGACGAGCACAAAGGGCGCCACGCUUGAGGCCCGCGUGUUCUCCGGCAUCUUCCCGGCCGCGUGCGUCGACGUCAAGGAGUUCUUGACCACGGAGGUCCCCGCUGCGGAGGGGAUGGUGGAGGAUGAGGAGGAGGAGGGGGAUAUGGAGGACGAGGAUCCGGACCAGGCGGCGGAGGUGGAUAGAGCCCGGGAGCUGAAGCGCAACCGCAGCAGGAAGAAACGGGACUCGCUCAUGCGCGGUGGUGGGAGUAGGUCUGGUCAUAGGAGUAGGAACCCUGACCGGCCGCGGCCCGCCGCGCCGGUGCCCAUGCUCAAGGUCGGCGAUGAAACUAGCAGCUAUGAGGGAGAGCCACUGGUCGACGAGAUAGCAAGUUGUCUCCGCGAGUGGCAUGCGGCGAAUCUGCACGAGCUCCUGCUCGGACGGCAGUACCCGCUGCUGGACGAGUUCUCGGCGCUGGUCCAGCAGCUGGACCUGUCACGAAGGCAGCUGCUGAAUGAUGUGCUUACUAGGCAGGAGUUGGUGCGCACGAGGGAGGACACCGUGUGGAGGCUCGUCAAGGGGAAUAAGUUGCUGGGGAGGGAGAUCAUCGUGCGGGAUCCGGUCACAGGGAGGAUACUCACGGGAGAGGACUCGAGUGUCGAGAUCACCCAGCUGCAGAGCGUCAUGUCGCUGCUCGACGAGCCGCCGAGGAUGAAGGAGGAUGGCGCGGUGAGGAGGAAUCAUCUGCAGCUCGAACACCGCGGAUUCAUUGGGGGCAAUGGCAACACCGAACCCACCACGAUCGUCUACUACCUCGCCACGAAAGCCAACAAGCCCGUCUCGGAGUCCCUGAUCGUCGAACUCGAUGCGAGCGGCAAGCCGAUCGACCAAGCGGCGAGGCUGAUGGCCUUGUUCACCGAUAUAUCGGCGAGGGAUGCCGAGGAUUUGUUUCUCGUUGCGAGAGUCUACACCAACGGCAGCAUGGCGUGCGCGGGGCCGAACGCGGGGAGUAGCAGCAGUGGCAGCAGCUCCAAGUCGAACGCAAGUGGAGUCGACGGCGGAAUGGCCAAGGCGAUCAAUCACCACCACGCACGGGUUGCAUCGCCUACCCGCGAGGAGAAGAAAUUGAAGGGACGUGUCAGUGUGCUGUUCAAUCCCAGGCCGAAAACGCCGGGGAAGGAAAACGACAUUAGAGUGAAGUCGGCAGGAAAGUCCGGCAGUUCGCGGCGAGAUCACGAUAGCACCCCGUCGAGUCCUGCGUCGUCGGCAGGUGGCUAUACCCCGCCCAUCCCCGCGAUGCCCCAGUUGAAGCCUAAGAUGGUGGAAUUCAAGAAGGCAAUCGGCGUCGGCGUGCUGGAUAUUGGCAGGUUCAUCAAGCAGGACCAAGGCGCCGAGCAGGUGAUGCACAUCUUCAUCCCUCAGCGGCCGACCACCACCGACGGCGCCGGCAAGGGUUCCGUGCGCGACAAGAACAACAGCAGCAGCACCCCCGAGUCGAUCGAUGACUGGGACCGGCUGGUGCGCGAUGUGAUCGAGGCACGCACCAAGAGUCCCUCCGUCCCCGAGCCGAUGCUGGGCUCCAACUACCGCAAGUCCUCAGCGGCAUCCGACAUGCGACUGCCGCACGAGAAGAACGCACGAGCCGACAAACUGCAGAUAUACAUGAAGCCGUUCCCGGCUCCGGACGCGGAGGAGCUCAUCCGCAGCAUGCCAACCGUGUUCCACCAAGUCACGCCCACACGCAAGAUCGGCUUCACCGGCGCGCCCACCAAGCCCCGCAGCGACAUCUACAUCACGCUCUCGUCACUGACUCUCCCGCGGCACGCCGUAUUCGUACACCCCAAGAUCGGCUCGACGCCGUUGCCCCCGUGGUCGCAGUUCGGUCAGCUACAGCUAUCGAUGGAAGUGCGGCGGAAUUCGGGCGAGAAGAUUGGCAACGUCAUCUUCCCAUCGGCGAACUCGCCCGGCCUGACGAUAUGGAAAUCGGCGACGAUAUCCUCGAGGGACGAGACGUGGAGCCAGACCGUGCGGCUGUCGCUGAGGGAAGAAGACGUGCCUGAUGCGCAUGUGUUCCUCUCGCUCUCGGGGAUUCCGAACCCGCCAGCGGCGAUGGCGUGGUUCCCGCUGUGGAAUAAGGGCUCGUUCCUGAAGGAUGGAGAGCACGAGCUGGUGCUGCAGAAGUACGACGAGGAUACGGCGCUGCCGUUCGGGAAUGGGUCGCUGGGGAGCGGGUACAUCGCUACGCCGUGGAUUCCCGAUCCCAGUGGAUGGGCGGCGGCCCUGGCCAUGGGCGGCGCGCCUUCGCACAUCAAAGUCAAGAGUUUCCUCUGCAGCACAGUGUUCUCGCAGGACGAUGUUCUGCUGUCGUUGCUGCGAUGGAAGGAACUCGCGCAGACGGAGCUCAUCGACUGCCUCCGCAAGGUUGUCUUUGUGCCGGAGAUGGAGAUCGUCAAGCUGCUGCGUGAGGUAUUCGACGCGCUCUUCGAGGUGCUUGUUGAGAACACGUCAAAGGCCGAGAUCGAGGACCUGGUGUUCAACGCCGUCGUCACCGUACUUGGCAUCGUCAACGACCGCAGAUUCAACAUGGAGCCGAUCGUCGACGAAUACAUCCACACGCUCUUCGACUACCCGUUCGCGGCGCCGUGUCUGCUGCGCUCGUUCACGCGCCUGCUCAACGACCCGUCGCAUAUCGACAACUCGGUGCGGCUGCGCGCCGCGUUCAAGGUCGGCAAGCACAUGUUCCACUUCAUCGUCAAGGCGCGCGAGAAGCAGGUGCUCAAGGAGAAGAGCAUCGGUAUCAACGGAUCCCAGUCGUUCACCAAAGAUCUCCGCGGCGUGUUCAAGCUGCUCGAGAACUUGAUGCAGAGCGCUGAUCCGCGAUUGGUCGGCUCACAGACGCUGGCUGUCCAACAUUUCCAUCAGUGGCUGCCGGAGCUGGUCGGUGUGCUGACGCAGGAGGAUAUUCUACUCGUCGCUAUCGACUUUAUGGACUCGUGUCUCAAUGUCAAGGGGAAGCUGGUGCUGUACAAGCUGGUGCUGAUCGUUAACUACUCGCGAAGCCAACUAUUUUCGCUACCGGAGGAUCGCCGCGCGUUGACGGUGAACACUGUUCGGUGGCUGGAGCCGCAUUGGGGGAGGACGUAUGAGGUCACAACUCAAUGGCGGGAGCAGGUGCGGCUAUGCUGCAGCGUCAUCGCGGAACAGGUCGAGGAGCUCGCCGAGGAGGUGUCGGAGUACAUCCCCAAGAUUGUGGAUUCGUACCGGAUCAUACAGGCGCACGGACAUGGGGAACGGGACUCUUUCAGUCUGCUCUUCCCGAAGACAUAUCCGUUCCCGUCGAAGCCGCUGCCGCUGACAGAAGGUUCCGGUCCGGUGUUCGACGAAGCGCUGAUCGAGCUCUCGGCGAUCCUGGCGGCGAUGUCGAGUAUCCCCACGAGUCUGCACCUGGUCCUGCUAGAGGACGACCUCGCCACGCUGCUAAUGGACGUGCUGAAGGUGCACAUGAGCAUCCUCAAGUGCGAGGCGUUCCCCGAGUCGUGGCUCAGCGUGCACAUCUACCAGCAUAAGAGCACCAUGCGCACGCUCGAAAAUCUUGCGGGGAUCCUGGUCGACUCGUUCCUGCCCGAUCCCGACGACGCCGAUAGGUUCAACAUGGACUUGUGGCAGGCGUUCUUUUCCACGCUGCUGACGCUCGUCGGCAGUGAUGCCCUCGCCCUGGAGACGUUUCCCGAGCAGAAGCGCCGCGCCGUGUGGAAAGUUGCCGGGGACGUGCGCGAGGUCGGCGCUGAUCUGUUGAGAAGGACGUGGGAGGCGAUUGGGUGGGAGACGAGCUCCGAUGAUAAGAGGAGGUUUGCGAUCGAGAAGAUGGGCGGGUAUCAGGUGCAGUAUGUGCCAGGCCUUGUAGCGCCGAUCGUCGAGUUGUGCUUGAGUGUCCACGAGGGCCUCCGCAGUGUCGCCGUCGAGGUGCUUCAAACCAUGGUCGUCAGCGAGUGGACCCUUAGUCAGGAUCUCAGCGUGAUUCAGGCAGAGAUGAUUGAUAGUCUCGACCGCCUGUUCAAGAGUAAGCGUUUGACCGAGAGCAUCACGCAGAAACUGUUCAUUGCCGAUCUCAUCGAGCUGUUUAAGCCACUCUCGUUGAUUCCCGAGGACCCGCUCUCGGAGACGGUGGGUGUGCUGCUCAGGACAGUCGACGAGUUCUUGGAUCUCCUCGUCGCCGUGCAUAACACGCCGCUCGGCGAGGCUUACCAUAUCAUGGACACCCUGCGACUAAUGGAUUUCCUCAAGGAUAUGCGCAAGGAGGAUAUGUUUAUCCGCUACGUCCACCAGCUGGUCAAUGUGCAGCUGCAAUCCAACAACCUCGUCGAAGCGGCGCUGUCGCUGAAACUACACGCGGAUCUCUACACGUGGGAUGUGCACGAGCGCGUGCCCGCUCUCACGGACCCGAAGUUCCCGGAACAGACGGCGUUCGAGCGGCGAGAGCAGUUGUUCUUGGAGAUGAUUGGUUACUUCGAGGACGGCCGCAGCUGGGAGCUGGCAUUGGACACGUACCGCGAGCUCGCGGAUAACUACGAGCACACGGUGUUUGAAUACACGAAACUGGCGCGCUGCUAUCGGGCCAUGGCGAAGCUGCAGGAGUCGAUCCUUGAGGGCAACAAGAGCGAGCCCCGGUUCUACCGCGUUGCCUACUACGGAAUGGGAUUCCCCGUCGGACUGCGGGAGAGGCAGUUUGUCGUGCAGGCGGGGCCGUACGAGGGCGUGCAAAUGUUUGCGGACCGCAUGCUCAUGCAGCAUCCGGCGGCAAGACUCGUCGAUGAUCAUGUCGACAGCGUCGAGGGGCAGUUCAUCCACAUCCUUCCCGUCACCCCGGAGAUCAACUAUGCGAUCCCGGCGUACCGCAAGCAGCGCGUGCCAGCCAAUGUCAGGGACUACCUCACCAAGCGCGGCAUCAGGGCGUUCAGCAUCGCGCACCAGCCCGAGGAGAACACGGCGGAGGAUGCGUGGACCGAGAAGACGGUGUUCAUCACGGUCGAGCCGUUCCCGGCGAUCCUGAAACGGUCCGAAGUGCUCGACUCGGUCAUUGUGGGUGUGUCCCCUGUCGAGCGCGCGAUCGAAGAGGUUCUCCGCCGCACACGCGAACUGCAGGAGCUCGAUCAUAAGUACGCCGAACAGAAGAUCGCUGAUGUCUCGCCGUUCUCGAUAUGCCUCACCAACGCUGUCGAUGCGAAUAAGAGCGUCGCUAACUACAGGAACCUGCUCGAGGAACACGAGACCAAGGAGGAGCUGAGGGAGUCGCUGAGAACAGUGUUGGCCGAGCAUGUGGCCAUCAUUAAGAAGGCGUUGAGCACGCACGCCCGCAUCGUUCCUGACAACCUCCGGUCAGUGCAGGCUAACUGCUCGAAAGCGUUCGAGGCGACUUUCCGACGUGAAUUAGCGGAAGCCAGUCCACCACCUCUCGCCGUGCCCUCGGUGCCCCCAGGGCAAUGGAAACCGCAAGCCACCACUACCUCCUCGCAGCAGCAAUCAGUGCACGAAGCGACAUCCGCGCAGAUCCACAAACUAGAGCACCACCCAACACCGCUGACCGCACCCCCACCACAAGUCCGCCUCAACCGCAGCAUGUCCGUCCGCUCAGAAGCGAACACGGAGAAGUCCGCGUCCACCGGCCGCAGGCUCACCAGCAUGAUCUUUGGCAACGGCGGCGCAAAGGAAGUCAUGGUGUCCUACCGCCCAGCUAUGCCGCCGAUGCCGGCGGGACAUCCGCCGCCGCCCCCGCCACCGCCCCCGCCCGAGUCGCUGAGGUCGGUGUCUACCUCUAGAUCUAGAAGCAAUAGUGUCUCCACCAGCCGCAGCAGGAAGAGCUCCAAGAGCGCAGGUCCGGCGCGCGGCCGCGAGAGCUUGGAUGAGCGCGACAGGCCGAAGACCGCCGGCAGGUUCGAGAAGGGCAUGGGGAACGUGAAGCGGCGGUGGAGCGCGCUGCACCUAGUGCCUAAUGGCGCGGCGAAGAGGGAGGGGAAGCGGGAUAGGAGCAGGGGGAAUGGCGGGAGCGAUAUGGGGAGUACGCUGGAGGAGGAUGAGGAUUGAGUAUUGAAGCAGAUAUGUAUGCGAUAGGUGUUUUGUUUUGUUUUGUUUUGUUUAACUUUGCUUUGUGUUGCUUGCUUUGGCAUUAAAGGAUUGCUGGCGCGUUUCUUUUAUUAUUAUUUGUUAUCUUAUUUCUGUCACUUCGGCUGGCAUAGGGAUUGGGGGCGGGCGGGGGAGUGGGA
This is a messenger RNA of Tricharina praecox, 6755 nucleotides long. RefSeq lists its product as uncharacterized. Gene Ontology annotation, biological process: small GTPase-mediated signal transduction. The transcript is spliced from 2 exons. Lineage: Eukaryota; Fungi; Ascomycota; Pezizomycetes; Pezizales; Pyronemataceae. Gene Ontology annotation, cellular component: cytoplasm; plasma membrane. Gene Ontology annotation, molecular function: guanyl-nucleotide exchange factor activity; small GTPase binding. The coding region runs from base 337 to 6576 and encodes 2079 amino acids. The record is from RefSeq and is a predicted model, not a curated record.